Messenger RNA from Humulus lupulus (European hop), 756 nucleotides. Its product is annotated as glutathione S-transferase T3-like. The transcript has a single exon. Lineage: Eukaryota; Viridiplantae; Streptophyta; Magnoliopsida; Rosales; Cannabaceae. Bases 1 to 756 code for a protein of 251 amino acids. The record is from RefSeq and is a predicted model, not a curated record.
AUGGUUUCAAGAAAUUAUAGGCCAAAUAUGGAAAAGUCUAGUAUUGAUUUGAAUCGUGAAACAUUAUCGACAUCUGUCUCUGAAACCCAACCUAAACAUGGUGUUGAAGGGUUGGAAAAUGUAGUUCUACACAAUGAAGAUGAAUCGAUGCAUAAAUGUAAAGUCAAAUGGAGCAAGGAAGCUACUAUACUUCUGAUAAGUGGAUGGCUUAAUACAUCUAAGGAUGCCAUUGUGAGGAAUGACCAAACUUCUACAUAUUUCUGGGCUCGGAUGGCAGAAUACUACAACACCAACCAAAAAGGAGAGCAAGCAAGAACUGGAAGGCAAUGCAAAGAUCAUUGGAACAAGAUGAAUCAAAAGGUGGCGCGUUUCAAUGGGUGUUAUAAACGAGUACAACAAGUACAUCACAGUGGUUGGUCUGAUGAGCAAAUUCUUGAGAAUGCACAUCAAUUGUACAAAUCUAAAAAUAACAACUCAAAUUUUCUGCUUGUGGACUGUUGGAGAUUGCUAAAGGAUGAGCUGAAAUGGAAUACAAUGUACCAACCAAAAGGUGGUAAGAGAACAAAGGUGUCAGAAUCAGGGGCAUGUACUUCUUCUUCCAAUGCAGACAUCAGUGAUGAUGAAGUACGUGAAGUGCGCCCUACUGGCCAAAAGGCAGCAAAGAGAAAAGGGAAGGAAAAAAAAAAGACACACAUGCUAAAUUUAUUGAGAUUAGUGAACGGAAAGCAUCUGCAUUGGAGAAAUAAGUGGCGAUAA